AUGUCCACUUUCUGCUUCGACCUGCACGCGUCCGCCGUGGUUUCAGCACCACUGGAGCUGGACAGCGACAGCAUGGAGGAGCCGCGGUGCAGCCCCGCCGCACAGGAGCCCGGCGGCUUUCAGGGUCAGCCGCUGCGGCACGCCGGCUCCGGAGGCCUCGGCAUGGCCUUGGAGGAGGAACUGGCCAUGCUCACCGGGGAGAGGGACUACCAGGAGGAGCAGGAGGAGCAGGAGGAGGAGGAGCUGGAGGAGCUGUCCGAACUGGAGACGCCCGCGGUGGGGCAGAACGCAGACUUGCUGUCGCUCUUCCGACAGAAGGAGAAAGACUUGGUUUUAGCUGCUAAACUCGGCAAAGCUUUGCUGGAGAGAAACCAAGACCUGAGCAAGCAAUAUGAGAAAAUGCACAAAGAUCUCAACGAGAAACUAGAGCACUUGGAGCAGGAGAAGCAUGAGCUGCGUCGGCGUAUGGAAAGUCGAGAGGGGGAGUGGGAAGGCCGCGUGUCCGAGCUGGAGACGGACGUCCAGCAGCUGCAGGGCGAGCUGGAGCGCCAUCAGGUCCAGCUGAGGGAGGCUGACAGAGACAGGACCAAGGCAAUCAGCGAGCUCUCCGAACAGAACCACAGAUUGCUGGAGCAACUCAGUAGGGCUGCAGAGGUGGAGAGGCAGCUGUCCACUCAGGUCCAUUCAUUACGGGACGACUUCAGGGAGAAGAGUAUGUCUACAAGCCAGCACAUGACUCGGCUAGAGACUCUACAGGCUGAGCAAGGGCUAGAAAUUACGAUGCUGUCGGAGAGGAAGAUGGAGCUGGAGCAUCGGGUGCACGCCAUGCUGGAGGAGAACGAGCUGCUGCAGAACACAGUGGAGGACCUCCGAGAGCGGACACUGGUGUUGGAGAGGCAGUCUCACCAGAAGGACCUACAGUUACGGCAGAGCCAGCUGGAGCUUCAGGAGGUUCAGGUGUCCCACAGGCAGCUGACUGCUCAGCUGGAGGAGGUGACGGAGGAGCACAGCCUCCAUAGUCUCACCCCACACCCGUCCAGCCUGCUGUGUGAGAUAGAACAGAGCAUGGAGCAGGAGGAGCAGGAGCAGGAAAGAGAGCAGCUACGUCUUCAGCUAUGGGAGGCCUACUGUGAAGUUCGCUCUCUCUGCUCUCAUCUCCGGGGAAACGACGUCACGGAUUCGGCGCUGUCCACUGACUCUUCCAUGGACGAGUCCUCGGAGACGUCCUCAGCCAAGGAUGUGCCUACUGGGAGCCUCCACACCAGCCUGCUAGAUCUACGGAGGCUCACACAGAAUCUGCUGGAUGGCAACGAGUCCACGGGCUCGCGGCGCAGUGAUGAGGAGGCUCUGGAGGAGCAGGUGAGGAAGCUGGGAGAGGAGCUGAGGGAAGUCCGAGAGCUGUACGAAACUGAGCAGGACAAAACACGCAGCAAUGGAGAUGAUGCGCUACAGCUGCACAAUCAGCUGGCGCUGCUCUCCGUAGAGAUGUGUUCUCUCCGAGAGGACAACGAGCGAAUGAGGACGAUGGCUGAAGUCCGAGAACCCAGUGAGCAGCUCCAGACUGCUAUCAGAGACAGAGAUGACGCCAUAGCCAAGAAGAAAGCGGUGGAGAUGGAGCUGGCCAAGUGUAAAAUAGACAUCAUGUCUCUGAAUAGCCAGCUCCUGGACGCCAUCCAGCAGAAGCUCAACCUGUCGCAGCAGCUGGAGGCUUGGCAGGAUGAUAUGCACAGAGUGAUUGACCAGCAGCUGAUGGACAAGUACCAGGACGAGUGGCGCGCGGCCCCUACCUCGCUGUCAGGGUCGUCGAGGGCCCACGGCGGUCAGUCCUCCAGACGAGCUCACCGCAUCUCCGACCGGGACAAGAGACUUUUCUCUUUCUUCAAAAAGAACUGA
Molecule: messenger RNA, 1893 nt
Organism: Anoplopoma fimbria (sablefish)
Lineage: Eukaryota; Metazoa; Chordata; Actinopteri; Perciformes; Anoplopomatidae
Gene: bicdl1
Product: BICD family like cargo adaptor 1
Exons: 11
Coding region: 1-1893 (630 amino acids)
Biological process (GO): vesicle transport along microtubule; Golgi to secretory granule transport
Source: RefSeq, a predicted model, not a curated record